Messenger RNA from Kickxella alabastrina, 1737 nucleotides. Its product is annotated as major facilitator superfamily domain-containing protein. The transcript is spliced from 2 exons. The coding region runs from base 214 to 1620 and encodes 468 amino acids. Lineage: Eukaryota; Fungi; Kickxellomycota; Kickxellomycetes; Kickxellales; Kickxellaceae. The record is from RefSeq and is a predicted model, not a curated record.
GCUAGAAUAAAAUUAAAAUAAACAAGAAUUCGUUUCUUUUUGUAAUUCCAUUGUGAUUCGGGAAUAUAAUAGGUCGAAUACGGGGGCUCUUCGUCUAAUCCAUUUUGUUUCUUUCACUUUUCCUCCCACUUCAAUUUUUCUUUUCCCUUUAUAAUUGGCAUUCGUUUAUCUGUUUUAAUAUUACAACCAUUUAUUUCUUAUAAAAAAAUUACAAUGGGCUUUUUUGACAAGUUCAGAGGUGUCCGGUACUACAGCCCAAUGACGCAAAUUGUUCUGGUUGGGUUUGUGUGUUUCCUGUGUCCGGGCAUGUUCAACGCGCUCAACGGCAUGGGCGGCGGCGGACAGAUGGACCGCACAACAGGCAACAACGCCAACACAGCGCUCUACUGCACGUUUAUUGUUUUUGGGAUUCUUGGCGGCUCAAUCGUCAAUCUCUGCGGCGUGCGCUGGACCAUCGCUGCAUCAGGCUUAACCUACGCGCUGUACUCCGGGUCGUACAUCUACCUGAACCACACGGGGAACGGUGCCUUCACAAUUGCGGCUGGCGCGAUUCUGGGUAUAGGCGCUGGGAUUUUGUGGGCGGCGCAGGGCAUGAUCAUGGUGUCGUAUCCGCGAGAGGAGGAGAAGGGCAGGUACAUUGCCAUUUUCUGGAUAAUAUUUAAUCUAGGCGGCAUGCUGGGCGGAAUUCUUCCAUUUGCGAUCAACUACCAUAGCGCUAAGGACUCGUUGUCAGACGGCGUGUACAUUGCAUUUGUCGUGCUCGAAUGCCUCGGCGCCCUGUUAGGCCUGGCACUGGCUCCACCAUCCAAGGUUGUGCGCGACGACGGAGCAUCCGUCGUGCUGGUCAAGUACACGAGUGCGGGCAAAGAGGCUGCUGAGAUUGCCAAGCUUUUUCUCAACCCGUUGAUGCUCGCAUUGCUGCCCAUGUGCUUUACGUCGAAUUUCUUUUACUCGUACCAGUUCGGCCCUGUCAACGCGUCCAUUUUCAAUAUCCGCACGCGUGGGUUCAACAAUAUCUUUUACUGGGGCGCGCAAAUGGUCGGUGCCUACGCGCUAUCGUUUCUCUUGGACAAUCCGCGGAUGACACGCAAGAAGCGCGGGCUGAUUGCGUUUGGCAUCGUCGCGGUGUUCUUCAAUGUCAUUUGGGGCGCGACUCUCAAGAUGCAGCUCAAGUACACCCACGGGCCCUUGUCCAACGGCGAGCCAACAGACUACCCUGGCGGCCUGAUUGACUUUUUGGACCACAAGCGUGCGGCGGGCCCAAUCAUCCUGUAUAUGCUUUAUGGCGUUGGCGAUGCGCUGUACCAGAAUUUUGCCUACUGGAUCAUUGGGUCGCUGACGAACGACAGCCAGAAACUGUCGCGCUAUGCUGGGUUCUACAAGGGCAUCCAGUCGUUGGGAGCGACGGUCGCUUGGCAAUUGGAUGCCAAGAACGUGUCGUACUUGAACCAGCUUAUUGGAAACUGGGUGCUGCUAGCCAUCUCUCUACCGCCAAUGUUCUACGUGGUGUAUACGCUGAAGGACCGCUCGGAGCACCAGCAAGACUUUGGAAAUGAGGAGGAAGAGGAGGACUUUGGGGCAGUGGAUAUGAGGGGUAUGAAGCAGCAGGGGUUGGAGUAGGAUCAAACAAUAACAGUAACAAUGACAACAACAGUAACAAUAACAACAACGGUAACAGUAACAGUAAUGGUAACAUCAAUAAUAAUGAGCCUUUUUUAAUCUUGAAGUUUCUAAUGA